This is a messenger RNA of Cornus florida, 813 nucleotides long. RefSeq lists its product as uncharacterized. The coding region runs from base 1 to 813 and encodes 270 amino acids. The record is from RefSeq and is a predicted model, not a curated record. The transcript has 2 exons. Lineage: Eukaryota; Viridiplantae; Streptophyta; Magnoliopsida; Cornales; Cornaceae.
AUGGAGGCCUCGGAGAUAGCAGAUUGUCACCCUGAGACUGCUGUAGAAGCAUUUAAGAUCAGCAUGAUCCAGGGGACUAAAUUUCAUACCUCUUUAGUCAAAUACUCCCAUCCUGAUAUGCAAACUCUUAAUGCUAGGGCACAAGAGAACAAAGUAAGGUUUGCAGUCCCUCAGCCAAUGCAGCAACCCUUGAAGCAGAGGGACAAAAGCAAACACUGCACAUACCACAGGGAUUAUAAGCAUACAACCAAUGACUGUAGAUCCCUUCGGCGACAGAUAGAAAACAUGAUAGCUAAAGGAGACCUAGCAUAUUAUCUCAGGCCAAAAGAGCAUACAAGGCCGAGGGAAGUUAAUCCUCGGAAGGUAAAAGGUAAUCAAGUGAAGGUCAUUCAUGCAAUCCAUGAGAAAUCAGAGGAGGACCAAGAGUUAGAAGAGGUGUACCACUCUAGACUGAGGGUUGUCCAUAAGCUACGAAAGUUAUCCUUAGUAAAUACGAUCACUUCGGGCAGUAUCAGUAUCAGAUUCGGAAAUGGAGACUUAUCCAAAGUGCAGCUUCCCCAUGAUAAUUCACUCGUUAUUAGUCUUCUGGUAGCAAACUGGAUGAUUAAAAGAGUCCUGAUAGACCCUGGCAGCAGUACUAAUAUUAUAACUAAGGCAUCCUUUGAGCAGUUAGAGAUCCCAUCGUCGUCAAUUCGAGCUACAUCUAGUCCCUUGAUGGGGUUCGAUGGAACGAGAGUGAACCCUAUUGGGGUAAUCGAUUUAUCAGUCACUGCUGCAAAAAGGAUACUGAAAGAAAACUUUAUUUUGACAUAA